Molecule: messenger RNA, 2429 nt
Organism: Lytechinus variegatus (green sea urchin)
Lineage: Eukaryota; Metazoa; Echinodermata; Echinoidea; Temnopleuroida; Toxopneustidae
Product: sodium-coupled monocarboxylate transporter 1-like
Exons: 16
Coding region: 151-2070 (639 amino acids)
Biological process (GO): sodium ion transport; transmembrane transport
Cellular component (GO): membrane
Molecular function (GO): symporter activity
Source: RefSeq, a predicted model, not a curated record
AUUCAUGUCUUGCGUUCUCGAAACAGUCUUGGACUUUGGAGGUAGAUAAAAUCGAAAAAGACCAACAUUUUUAUAUUGUGGAUGAUGUGAGCGAGAGAUGGGGAACAGUUGCUAAUUUUUCUUUGCACACAGAACAGCAGUAAUGAAAAUAUGGAGAGCAAAAAAAUAUCAAAACUCUUCACUCCCGGGGACUACGCGGUCUGUAUCACCAUGCUCGUCUUGUCGCUCGUCAUCGGACUCGUUGCUGCCUACGUCGAACGCCGUCAUCGUGGCCGACAUCGGAUAACCUCCGAACGUUUCCUUCUUGGCAGUCGACGUUUAAACGUCAUACCCGUAUCGAUGUCAAUGACGAUCCCGUUCGCAGCAGCGAUUAAUAUCCUUGGGACCCCGGUUGAUGUGUAUAUGUAUAAUACCAUGUUUUGGUGGAUAUGUUUGGCUUAUAUAAUCGGUGGUGCCAUUGUUUGUCGGAUGUUUGUGCCCUUGUAUUUCAACAUUGGCGUUGUUAGCGCUUUUGAGUAUUUAGAGCUUCGAUUCAACAAGACUGUGAGAGUGUUCUGCAGUCUGCUAUUUAUUGUACAGAUGAUGGUAUAUCUCGGUAUUGUGUUAUAUGUACCAUCAUUAGUUAUUCAAACUGUGACAGGCUUCAAUUUGUGGGCGAGUCACACCAUAAUCCUAGUCGUUGCUCUUGGUUUUACAACGGUGGGAGGAAUGAGAGCGAUCGUUUGGUCAGAUGUUCAUCAGACCAUCAUCAUUCUACUAGGUCUCAUUGCUGCCGUUGUCAUGGGAACGAACCAGGUCGGAGGACUGGGAGAGGUGAUGCGAAUAGCACGAGAGAGCGAUCGUUUCAAGCUAGCGGUGGUUAGUUUUGAUCCGACUGUCCGUCAUACAGUAUGGUCAGUAGUAGUCGGCAUGACUGUCAUUGUAGUAGGUACAAUGGGAACCAAUCAAGUCAUCGUGCAGAAGUACAUAAGUCUACAAUCACAAACACAGGCAAAAAUGGCCAUCAUGUUAUCAUCACUUUUCAAGGUGGUGGUCGUGUCACUCUGUGUAUUACUAGGCCUAGUAGUCUAUGCUGCUUAUAGCCUCUGCGAUCCUUACUCUGUUGGACAGAUCUCGCAUAUUGACCAACUGACGCCCUUCUUUGUGAUGGAUCUGUUUUCAUCUAAACCUGGACUUCCUGGUUUAUUCGUUUCAGCAAUAUUGGCUGCAUCCAUCAGCUCGCUCUCUUCAGGUCUAGCCUCUUUGUCGGCGGUAACAGGAGAAGACGUUCUUAAAGCAUUCUGGCCAAAUAUUAGUCUCAAUAAAUACAGCUGGAUUCUACGCAUUCUCCUCGAAGUAACAUUGCUUUAUGGAAUUAUAUCACUUGGAUUUGCUGCACUUGCGAGUAGCUUACAGCAGAGUAUUUUACCCCUAACUAUUUCUUUGUUUGGAGUUGUAGGCGGAAUUGUAUUAGGGAUAUUCACACUAGGAGUAUUCUUUCAUCGGAGUUCGUCUCAGGGAACCAUGGUCGGAGCCGUGCUGGGCCUAAUUGUCGUCGUGUGGUUGAAGCUCGGAUCCACAGUCUCAUCGUCAGGAUCGCUUGGGGAAGUUAACCACCUGCUCGUUGGCGGGUGCAAGUACAUAAAUGCAACAACUAUAGCGGACGACAUCUCGGCGACGACCGCAACCACUGUAUUGCUCACAACCGUCGCCCCGCAAAGACGGAGGUUUCUGGCAGGCUUGUAUCGUUUAUCCUACCAAUAUUAUGCACCAUUAGGACUGGUCGUCACAGUAGCCCUGGGCAUGAUUGCAAGUGCCGUUUCUGGAUUCGGAGAUCCGGCCUCUGUGGAUCCUGGUCUUAAGCUGUAUGUUGUAGACUCAUUGCUGUGCUGUUUACCCGUAUGUUUGAAGGAUCUAGUACGAAGAGAUGGUCAGCAUAAGGAGUAUAAAUAUCCACACGGCAUCGAUGAAAAACCCAACGAGAACGACAAGGAGACAUCGGAUCAUGAGGCAUCCGAAUUGCAGUCAGAUAUCCGAGAAGAACCGACUGAAAAUUCACACGAGGAUUAUGAAACCACGACGUGGUUGUGACGAUCACCACAUUCUUAACGCCUGUCGUUUUGUUAAAGUGCAAGUGGUUAGGCUUACCUUUUACUUAAGUUCCGAUAAUGAAGUUCAAGUAAAGUAAAUGCAGUGAAGAAUUAUCUCGAUGAAACUUUCGAGAAUUUUUUCCUUCUUCUGAACUAGAAAAAUAAGUAGUUUUAAAAAAGGCGCUAUGCCACAGACAGUGUUAGAUGGGCUGAGUUUUGCUAUGGUGCAUUUUUAAAACAUUCCUUGAAUAAAUUCUUUCAUUCAUGAUUCGCGCAUCAGAAGUCGAUACUAAAAACAAAUGUUGACGAAUAAAAUGAUUCAACCUCACAAUAACACCUUUUCUUCAUAAAAUGCGGGGU